Molecule: messenger RNA, 1106 nt
Organism: Hyaloscypha bicolor E
Lineage: Eukaryota; Fungi; Ascomycota; Leotiomycetes; Helotiales; Hyaloscyphaceae
Product: alpha/beta-hydrolase
Exons: 1
Coding region: 54-971 (305 amino acids)
Source: RefSeq, a predicted model, not a curated record
CACCCUCAUUCUUCUUCUUCAUCACCAUCUACUUCUAGACUACUUAGUCUGAGAUGUCUCUCCCAUUACCUCUCCCUUUCAACAGUGCCUUAAACCCAGGGCAUCAAAUCAAGUACAUCCGCCUGAAUCCCUCAGCCCAAUAUACUCUUCUCUUCUGCUACGGCGCAGGCGGAUCUUCCACCAUCUUAACCCUAUUCCAAGACUUCCUCACGACCCAUCCCAACCUCACCCUCCUCUGCAUCGACAGAUGGGUCCUCGGCCCGGACGCUCCACCAGGCCCAGCCCUCCUCUCCUCACUAAGUUCCGUCACCAUCGAACUCCUAGACGGCCUCUCUAUCGCCAAAAUCAGCAUAGCAGCACAUUCUGCGGGCGUCUAUCAGGCACUCGAUCUCAUUAACCGCUAUCCAGAAAGGAUAGAAAUUGUAUUCCCUAUUGCCCCGCAUAUCCCGGCUCCAUUUACGGCUUCUAAGAUUAUGUCUUGGAUGUGUACCAUGCCUAAGUUUCUGUUUGCUGCAGUGGGGAAAAUAGAUAAACUUUCUGAUACAAAGGCGGAGAGAAUGUGGUUGAGGCUGAUUGGUAGUCCGAAAAUCGAGCAUGUUGAUGAUGGGAAAUUUGUAUACUCUAAAAGGUUAAGAGAUGUUUUGCAAAGCUAUGAACCGGAUGGGAAGGAAAUGGGGCUGCGAAAGGAGAGGCUUGAUUUGGAUUAUCGGUUGGGCUAUUCUAGAGUACCGGGUAUCGAGGUGGACAACUUGGUGCGGCUUUAUAGGAGUUGUAAGGUUGAUUUGAUUUGGUUCAUCUGCAAUGCGGAUGUUUUCUUCGGGCCAGCUUCUGUGGAGAGAAUAGCGAAGGAUAUGAAGUCUUGCAGAGUCGAGGUUGUGCUUGUUGAGGGGGCUUGUCAUUCUGACAUCUUUUUGAGGAGUGAGGUUUGGGAGAGGAUACAUGAGCGGGUAAUGGCGGUUGAUAAUGGAUGAGGGGAGGUCGAGAGCGCAGACAUGGUCGCUUGAGAGAGAAAUUUGGGUGAUGGCUUAGCUUGGCUUUUACAAUACUGUACCGUCAAAAACGCCGACCAGUCGGGAAAUCCUUAGAAUAACCGUGCGAGAAUAACG